Echinococcus granulosus is the source of this 885-nucleotide messenger RNA. RefSeq lists its product as hypothetical. NCBI's taxonomy places the organism in Eukaryota, Metazoa, Platyhelminthes, Cestoda, Cyclophyllidea, Taeniidae. The transcript has 3 exons. Bases 1 to 885 code for a protein of 294 amino acids. The record is from RefSeq and is a predicted model, not a curated record.
AUGCCACUCGCAGGCAAAAAUGCGCUGAUCGGCACUGAACACCUCUUCCAACUCCUCUGUCUCAUUUUACCUCGCUCUUCGUCUCUCCAUCCACGCCUACAUUCAUCAUCCACCGUCCACUUCGUCGUUGAUGCUGCUGCUGCCUCUUCUUUAGAACAAAUGCACGGAUCAAGGGUAGACGAAGGCGGCUCUUUACACGAGCUUGAAUGCGCAUCAACCAUUCUCGCCUUCUUCUUCUCUCCACCUUCAUCUUUCCUUCCUCCGCUUCCACCUCCACCUCUACCUCCUUCUCCACAUCCACAUCUACCAAAUUCUCUUCAUUCUUCUUCUCGUUCUCACCUCUAUUCUUCCUUGCCUCAAGCUCAACCACCUUCGUCUUCAACUGCCCCUUCUCCUUCUCAUUUUUUCUUCUCCUCCCGCUUCAUAUGUCUACCCCGGUUCUUGUUUGUUUUCACCUACACGGCCUCACUCUUACUCCCACUCACAUUCACCCUCGUCUCCGUUCCUUCCUCCACCACCUUCCCAUCCCGCACACCUAGUCUCCCAUCACCUACAAACACGCACACGCCAAUUGAAAGUGUAGCAUUAAAGGUUGACAAAUUAUGUGUCAUAAUGUACAGGGUUGGAAUUCGCGGACCGCACAGGCAUUCACAAUCUGUUGAACUUGACCAUCCUGAUGAGCGUUAUCUUCGAGUUGACCGAGUCUACCUCAGUCUCCCCUCCCCGCUUCAUUUCAAACCCCGAACUACCUUUCUUUUUUGUUUGGAUCACCCUUAUUAUGAUCUACGUUGUUUCCUGCAUAUACCUAAGAGAUCGCGCACCAUGUCCGCCUACUCUUCAUCCUUCUCGACAGAGGGAGCCAUUGCCAGACCCAGGAGAGCCUAA